AGGCACCGGGCCACCAGGCGGAGCAGCAGGCACCGAGCCACCAGGCGGAGCAGCAGGCACCGGGCCACCAGGCGGAGCGACAGGCACCGGGCCCCCAGGCGGGGUGACAGGCACCGGGCCCCCAGGCGGGGCGACAGGCACUGGGCCCCCAGGCGGGGCGACAGGCAUCGGGCCCCCAGGCGGGGCGACGGGCCUCGGGCCCCCAGGCUGAGCGGCGGGCGCCGGACCCCGAGGCGGAGCGACAGGCGGAGCGACAGGUCUCGGGCCCCCUGGCAGAGCGGCGGGGGCCGGACCCCCAGGCAGAGCGACAGCCACCGAGUCACCAGGCACGACAGUGGGCUCCGAGUCAACUGGCAUGACCGCGGGCACUGGGUCAGACAUUGGAUCGUCUGGCUGGAUAGCGGGCAUCGGGUCACCAGGCAUCAGGUCAUUUGGCUGAAC
This is a messenger RNA of Staurois parvus, 441 nucleotides long. The record is from the annotation of a GenBank genome assembly. Lineage: Eukaryota; Metazoa; Chordata; Amphibia; Anura; Ranidae.